UGACAGUCACUGGGAGAGAGAGAGAGAGAGCGACAGAGACAGAGACAGAGAGGCAUCUACACGGUGCCGCGCAGCUAUCGAUACGACAGACUACACCAGAGUUAACCCAGUGUGCAGAGAGUAGACCCUUCUCAACAUCAGCUCGCCACCAUGGGGAUAUCACCGUCCAGUCUCCUGGAUGAAAGUACAUCCAACUACAUAAGAGGUUGUGCGGAGGCAGAGCUGAAGGAGUUCAGUCCCCACUACAGGAGACAGUACUCUGUGGCCUUCUUCUCUCAAGUCCAGGAUGAGCUGGAGCAACAGAAAGAGAAAAUAAAACAGCUCCUCAAACAAAGGGGUCCUCCGAAGGCGGGGGAGGUGCUGUAUGAGGAACAGGUCCUCCAUUUUGAUUACACCAGGAAGUGGAAGGAGAGAUACAUGGUGGUUCGUGCCAACUACUGCCUGGAGUGCCAUGACAGCUUUGAGACCUUUGUAAAGGGUGUGCCCCCGCUCCACAAACUGCUACCAACAGGAGGCACUGUGCUCACCACAGAGGAGAAGUACAUGGCCAUGGUGGACCAAUGCUUCCCUGUUUCUGAAACCAACAAUGUGAAGGAGGAGUUUGCCCCUCCUAUAAUCGGCAUGCCUGGACAGUUCCCUGUGUACCUCAGGCUCCCGUACCGUAGGGAUUACUACUUCUGCUUCCGACAGGAGACUCGUCAAGAUGCAUUCCUCUCCAUCCUCUCUGACUGCAUCCGGCACCAGAACCAAGACUUCCUAAAGAAGAAUACGGUUGAGGUGCAGGCCUUCCUCAAGGCCGUCCACCUCUACAGACAAGAGAAGGGCCGUUAUGACUCCUGGAACAUGCUGAUUGGCAGUGAUGUCAGGGUACUUGCCAACUUGGUUAUGGAGGAGCUGUUGCCGUCUCUGGAGAAGGAUAUGCUGCCUCGUCUGAAAGCCAAGAAGACGGAGAGGAAGAGAGUGUGGUUCGCUACAGUAGAAGCAGCUUAUAUCCUGGUGCAGGAGUGUCUGUUGGAGGGUCUGUCUGUUCUGAAGGAGGAGUGUAAGACGGCAGCUUGCCAGCAGGAGGUGCUGAUACGUUCUGAUAUGGACCUGAUCCUCCACUCCAGAACCUACCUGGAGGGAAAGCUACGAGCCAGUGUAUCAGAGCCAGCAGAGAAGUUCUGUUCGGAGGGCGUGCAGCCCUACCUGGCUUCCAUACUGGAGGAGCUCAUGGGACCAAUCAGCUCAGGGUUCCAGGAGGCACGGCUCCUGAGUGACAGCCAGAUGGACCAACUGUGUCAGGACUUCCAGGAGGGCGGGGUUACCGACAAACUCAAGCAGGCCCUAGCUAAGCUGAGUAAGCCCAACCUGUUGAGUUGUUACCAGAUGAUCAACUCUCUCCACGACCAGCUGCAGGACCUGCAGGAACGCUUUGACUUCUCCAACAUCAGCAAUCUGGUCCACAGCACCCAGAUAGACCUGCAGCAGCUGAUUGAAAAUGCAGCGUACACGUUUGAGCUGCUGCUCUACAAGGCCAAAGAAAACAACACAGACAAUGUAGGCUCUGCCAUGGAGAAGUCCAGGCACAGGGUGCUCAAGCAAUAUGAUUACGACAGCAGCACAGUGAGGAAGAGGAUCUUUCAGGAGGCCUUGGUGGGGAUCACUCUACCUCACAUUAAGAAGAACCUGGCCCCAACCUGCAAAACAGAACUGCAGGGUCUUGAAGAGUUCAUCGAUGCAGACUAUUCCAACUUUGUCCAUGUGGAGAAUAUCUAUGAGGGCAUUCUGCUGCAGAGUCUGGACAAGGAAGUCAGCAAAGUGGUGAAGGACGCAGCCAGCCUAAAGAAACACAACCUGUUCACAGACAGCAGGGACCUCCUGAGGCAGUGCAGCCGCUCCAGUCUCCUCUCCACCCCAUCCACCCCCAGCAGCCCAGCCAGGGUGCCGUUCUCCUCCACACAUCACCAGACCAAGGUGGAGGCGGUGUCAGGGGCCACAGUAGAGAUUAAGGCCCUGGGGGCCAGUAUUGCACCUUCUGUUGCAGCUCCAGUGGAGAAGCUAGUCAAGGUGGAGAACACAGUCAGUACACAUGAGACACCUGCAACAGAUCAGAUGUAUACACCUGUAGUGGCUGAGACAGAAACGGAGGACACGCCAACUGGGACAGCUCAAGUGGACAUCCCUGUCCUAUCAGAGACAGAGGAAACACCCACCCCUGGAGAUGCUGUGGAGGUGGAGGAGACCGUAGUAAUGGACGUACCAACCACAGUAGCACAAAGCGAAGCCGAUUCAUCCGGUCCUGUCCCCGUCCCUGACCCAUCCCCUGUCCCUGUUUGUGUUGUCAGGCCUGUAGCUGUCAUUGACCCUGUAGCUGUUGAAGAUUCAGUAGCAGAGAGCACAGCUUCUCUCACAAUCACCACUACUGAGACAGAGGCUGAGACAGAGACAGAGGCUAAGACAGAGGCUAAGACAGAGGCUGAGACAGAGGCUGAGACAGAGGCUAAGACAGAGGCUAAGACAGAGGCUAAGACAGAGGCUGAGACAGAGGCUGAGACAGAGGCUGAGACAGAGGCUGAGACAGAGACCGAGGCUAAGACAGAGGCUGAGACAGAGGCUAAGACAGAGGCUGAGACAGAGGCUGAGACAGAGGCUGAGACAGAGGCUGAGACAGAGGCUGAGACAGAGACCGAGGCUGAGACAGAGGCUGAGACAGAGGCUGAGACAGAGGCUGAGACAGAGGCUGAGACAGAGGCUGAGACAGAGGCUGAGACAGAGGCUGAGACAGAGGCUGAGACAGAGGCAGAUAGUGAAAGCGGUCCUCCUAAUAGUGACCCAGUAGUGGCCUCUAGUGGUGAGCAGCCUGUAACUGUGCCACCAGCAGACACCAACCUUGCUGCAGCAGCAGAGACCAAGGAUGUGCCAGCCUCAUCCUACCCCAUCCCAGAUGAUGGGGAUGAUGAGUGGGUUACAGAGAGCGAGUCAGCCCGCUCAGACAUCGAGAUCCCUGGUGAUGAUGAUGUCACGAGGGUAGCAGCCCCAACUGAGGAGGUCAAAGUGUCACAGAGCAACGGAGAGGAGUGUAGCGUUUCUGUGACCUCUAACCUUGCAGUAGAGGUCAGCGUGAGUGAAACACCAGUCAGCAUCGCUGCCAAGCCCCCUGUAGAAGUAUCAGAGGGUAACCCCGUUCCCCCUAGCGACGACCCAGUCUCUGAAGCAACAGGAGGCGUUAACGGAGAAGCUAGAGUUGAAGUCACUGCAGGUGCUUAUUCCACCAUAGCAUCAGCAGCCAAGUUUAAUGUAGUCCCUCCACAGCCCCAGCCAGACACCCAGGCCACCCUCCCUGCUGAGCCCACCAAAGAAGCCCUCCAGGCUGUGGAGCCCGCUGAGCCCGCUCCCCGGGCCCUGGACUGUGUGAAGGAGAUCCGGGACCUGGUGGUGGAGGUGUUUGAAGUGGAGGAGAUGGUCCAGCAGUACCCAGGUAGUGAUAACGUAUGAGGGAGGGGUGGCCAGUGAGGUGCCUGAUAUCACACAGAAAAUAAAGGAAGACAAGGACCCCAUUCUUUAAAUCACUGCAAUUGUGAGGAGUAUGCAAAUGUUGUAGACUAUACCCUCGCUGUCGUCGAACCCAAACACUAUACUGACUGAGAUUACCCUCACCAUCAAGUACAAACAUUGAACUAUGACACAAGCAUAAAACUGCACGCUUCCAUAAAACUGCAAUGGUAAAAUAUGAACAUAUACAAUUGUGUUCGUGAGAAGAUUAAUGUAGUGAGAUAUGGGCAUAAAUGGAAUAUCAAGUUAGGGACCAAGGAAAAGCUAAUUAAUUUGGUAAGCAUCAAAUUGUCUAUUGCAAUUGUGUGAAACUGUCUCCACUUGUCAGUUUUUUUUUUUUUUUUUUUUUAAAUCUUCUAUGUCCCUACAUAUGAAUAUGCAUACAUUUUAGAUGAUUUAGACACAGUUUGAUAUAUGCUACUUUUAAGUUGUGUUAUAUUUUAAAAUCAACAGCACUGCCAUAUAUUGAAUCGGUCUGAGUAGCAAUGGGAGGGUUCUACAUAUGAAGGAAGACUUAGGGAUUUUCUAUUCUGUGUACUUUGACUUGCUGAAGGAUUUUCUCAUCAGUUAACGUAGAGGGUAUGCAUGCUCAUACUCUCUCAACAGCUAGUCCGCCAAGUACCAAUAAGAUACCGCCAGAUGCAUCACGAUUGAGGUUCUAAUGUUGUAAUGUUCUAAGGUUCUAAUGUUCUCUCCUAGUGUCUACUGUGUUGUUUCCAUGAAGAAGGAUGACUACCUAUUUCCAAUAGAUGUGGUUGCUAUGGAGACUGGUCCAGGUGACUUUAUUCCUGAAUGACUAAUAGCCGUGUUGAAAUUUCAACACCCUCCAGCGCCUGUGCUUUCAUACAUGACAUGUUACACAGUCAUUUUGUGAAUGGGCUAUGCAGAUCUGUGUAUGUAUAUUAAAGUCUGAGAAAAUAUACUGUAAAAUACAGUAUGAAGUCUACAACAACCAGACAGCCGUCCAGCACUUGUGUGUUGGGAAAAUAAAUAAAAUAACAUUUUUAUUUGACUAUACAACAAAUACAACACAUUUACUGUGUGUUUGUCUUCCUUUAGCACUGAAGGGUUA
This is a messenger RNA of Coregonus clupeaformis (lake whitefish), 4606 nucleotides long. It is a transcript of the gene niban1a, whose product is annotated as niban apoptosis regulator 1a. The transcript is spliced from 14 exons. Bases 151 to 3477 code for a protein of 1108 amino acids. Lineage: Eukaryota; Metazoa; Chordata; Actinopteri; Salmoniformes; Salmonidae. The record is from RefSeq and is a predicted model, not a curated record.